This is a messenger RNA of Sporothrix schenckii 1099-18, 1011 nucleotides long. RefSeq names its product chorismate mutase. The coding region runs from base 1 to 1011 and encodes 336 amino acids. The record is from RefSeq and is a predicted model, not a curated record. Lineage: Eukaryota; Fungi; Ascomycota; Sordariomycetes; Ophiostomatales; Ophiostomataceae. Gene Ontology annotation, cellular component: cytoplasm. The transcript is spliced from 3 exons. Gene Ontology annotation, biological process: L-phenylalanine biosynthetic process. Gene Ontology annotation, molecular function: chorismate mutase activity; prephenate dehydratase activity.
AUGACACGGCCAGCCGUGGCCUUUCUGGGACCCGUUGCGUCUUAUACACACCAGGCUGCCAAGUCGGUCUUCGCUGGCACAAGCAACGAGCUGUUACCAGUCAGCACCAUUAAGGAUGUCUUUGAGGCCGUCCGCAAUGGCGACGCGGCGUACGGCGUCGUGCCCUUUGAGAACUCCACACACGGCCCGGUGACCUUUACACUGGCCGCCCUCGCCGACCGCGACGGGGCAUAUGGCGAGCUGUCCGUCUGCGGUGAGACUUACCUGGCCGUGCACCACUACCUUCUCGGGCGGCGGAGGCUGCAGUCCUCAGGCGCUGACGGCGCGGCCGCUGACCCUUCUGCUACGGGCGUGCCCCUCGCUUCCCUCGACCACAUCGCCCGCAUCCACUCCCACCCACAGGCCUUCGGCCAGACCACUGCCUUCUUUCGGCGGUACUUCCCUGACGCCAGCCGCCGGCCUGAGAUGAUCGAUGCCAGCUCCACCAGCCGCGCUGCCGAGCUAGCUGCUGCCGACGAAUCGGGCACCAGCGCGGCCAUCUCGAGCGCCAUGGCCGCCGAGACGUCUGGGCUCGACGUGCUGGCGCGCUGCAUCGAGGACCGCGCCGACAACACAACACGAUUCUACGUCCUGCGAAAGAGCCCACCACAGGCACCCGCGACGACACCAGCAACAAUGUGCCCCAAGUCGCUCGUCUCGUUCACGGUGCCACACCGCAGUCCCGGUGCCCUGGCAGACGUGCUGGAGUGCUUCCGUCGGGCACGGCUGAACUUGACGAGCAUCAACAGUCUGCCGAGUCUGGUGCUGCCGUUCCAGUACCUGUUCUUUGUCGAGUUUGAGCACGGCGACGAGCCCGAGAGCAAAGAAUCCGGUGCAGAAGCUUCGACAGACUCAGCAUCGACGGGAGAGACGGCAGAUGCGAGAGUGCACCGGGUGCUGGCCGAGGUGGCCAAGGUGGCAGAGACGCAUCGGUUAUUGGGCACGUGGAAUAAACCAGAGCCAUUGUCGUGA